GGACAAACACUCACCAUAGCACUUAACCACUUUAAAAGAGUUGUGCCUUCUAUUCCUAGUUACAUUUUUGUGGCAAAGUUACAGAAAAACAAAGAAAAAAAAAACAUGGCAGGAAAGAAAAUCCCAGAUGUGUUGCUGAACUCUGGUCACAAAAUGCCAGUUAUUGGCAUGGGAACUUCAGUGGAAAAUCGUCCAUCAAAUGACACCCUUUCUUCUAUCUUUGUUGAUGCCAUUGAAGUGGGUUACCGUCAUUUUGAUAGUGCUUCUGUUUAUGGAACAGAGGAAGCUAUAGGCCUAGCUGUGGCCAAAGCUAUAGAACUUGGCCUUAUAAAGAGUAGAGAUGAAGUUUUCAUCACUUCAAAGCCAUGGAACACAGAUGCACAUCAUGAUCUUAUUGUCCCAGCUCUCAAGACCACAUUAAAAAAGCUGAAUAUGGAGUAUGUGGAUCUUUAUCUGAUUCAUUGGCCAGUGAGGCUGAGGCAUGAUCUUGAAAACCCAACAAUUUUUUCCAAAGAAGAUUUAUUGCCCUUUGAUAUAGAAGGGACGUGGAAAGCCAUGGAAGAGUGUUACAAGUUGGGCUUAGCAAAGUCUAUUGGCAUAUGCAAUUAUGGUACCAAAAAACUCACCAAACUCCUUGAAAUAGCCACAAUCCCUCCUGCAGUUAAUCAGGUGGAAAUGAACCCAUCAUGGCAGCAAGGGAAACUAAGGGAGUUCUGCAAACAGAAAGGGAUUCAUGUUAGUGCUUGGUCAUCACUUGGAGCUUAUAAGAUAUUUUGGGGUUCAGGAGCAGUCAUGGAGAAUCAAAUCCUCCAUGACAUAGCAAAGGCAAAAGGGAAGACCAUAGCUCAGGUUGCACUUAGAUGGGUGUACCAACAAGGGUCAAGUGCCAUGGCUAAGAGCUUCAAUAAGGAGAGGAUGAAACAGAACCUUGAAAUAUUUGAUUUUGAGCUGAGUGAAGAAGAAUUAGAGAAGAUUAAACAGAUUCCACAGCAAAGGCAAUUCACAGGGGACAUGUGGCUAUCUGAAAAUGGAUCAUGCAAGACCUUGGAAGAACUUUGGGAUGGUGAUGUUUGAAAAUUUCUUCAAAAGUUCAAACUAUAUUAUUGGAUAUUAAUUAGGUAAAUAAACUUUAAGAUAUGAAUUCCAUGUUAUUAGCUUGUCUUAUAUUAAUUAGGUAAAUAAACUAUAUUAUUGGAUUAGCAUUAGCAAUCAUGGUUGGCUCUGAAUUCAUAUUUAGACCAAGCUAACCUUAGUACUUGCUUUACAAAUGUCCUUGAUUGAAACCUUGUGUAGCGAGUGAUUUAGAGUUGAAUAAGAGUAUGACAUUGAUGUAGAGCAUUGAGGUUUGGUGUUGCAUGUGUCACUCAAAUGUAACGUUUUGGUUAUGUGGCUGCAUUGUCAUGCGCCACGCUUCAAAGGUGUGAAAUCUCUGUGGCUCUGCCAUAUUCGUUCCAACUCCAAAUAAAACAAAAUACUCUUAAUGCAUA
Messenger RNA from Gastrolobium bilobum, 1487 nucleotides. RefSeq names its product protein REDOX 2-like. The transcript is spliced from 4 exons. Lineage: Eukaryota; Viridiplantae; Streptophyta; Magnoliopsida; Fabales; Fabaceae. Gene Ontology annotation, cellular component: cytosol. Bases 106 to 1074 code for a protein of 322 amino acids. The record is from RefSeq and is a predicted model, not a curated record. Gene Ontology annotation, molecular function: aldose reductase (NADPH) activity.